AUGUCUGUAUUGGAGUAUGCCGUAAAGUUUAAUGAGUUGGCUCGAUUCGCUCCUGACUUGGUAACUACUGAUCGACAGAGGAUGAACCGCUUCGAAGGAGGUCUAAACCUUGAUAUCCAAGUAAAGUUGGCAGCACACAUGAGUAGCUCAUACCAAGAGCUAUAUGAUAGAGCUAUAAAUGUUGAGAGAAAAACGAAGCUGCAAAAGGAGGUAUAUGAGAAUGGGAAGAGAAAGGGGAACUCUCAGGGAGGCCAACCAAGCAAUGCUUUCAAGAGGCAGAACACGGGAUACAUGGGGAACAACAAUGGUCAGAAACAAGUUCCUCGUUGCAACAAGUGUAAUAAGUUGGGCCAUAUAGCAAGAGAAUGUCGAUGGGGAAGCGAUCAAUGUUACCGUUGUGGUAAGCCAGGCCAUGUAAUUAAGAAUUGCCCUCUUGGUGAUCGUGGAUUGGAAAUGUCACCAACCGUGUCCCAGUGGAGAUCAAAGAGUUAUGCAGAAUUCUGGUUAUGGUGGCAACACCAGCAACAACAGCAACAGAUACCCUCCCAGAGGACCUCCUCAAGCUGGAAGAGUGUUCAUGAUGCAAAGAGAGGAAGCUGA
Molecule: messenger RNA, 600 nt
Organism: Beta vulgaris subsp. vulgaris (sugar beet)
Lineage: Eukaryota; Viridiplantae; Streptophyta; Magnoliopsida; Caryophyllales; Amaranthaceae
Product: cold shock protein 1-like
Exons: 1
Coding region: 1-600 (199 amino acids)
Molecular function (GO): nucleic acid binding; zinc ion binding
Source: RefSeq, a predicted model, not a curated record